AUGACUGUCCGAUUUGCCGCAGUGGCCAUUCUCAUGAUGGCAACUAGCACAGAUGCCUUUAUGAUGACACCAUCCUCCACCACAAGCUCUACUACUAGUACUACUACUACUACUACUAGUACAAGCCUCUACAGCAAGAAUUCCGGACGUGCUCAUACCGAACGCAUGUUGGAAGAAAGCAUGGGCGACGAUUGGCGUCUCUUUCGCGCCAAGCUUGUCGCCCAAGAAAAGAUGAUGCUGGAGCAAAGCAGUGGCAACAACAGCAACAACAACAACAGCAACAACAAGAAUAAUGUACUACAAGAAAACAAGAAGGAAGCCAAGCUCCUUCAAAAUAAGAAAUCAAACGCGCACAAUGACGAAUCAUCCUUGGACAAGCAAGGACAACUUGGCGAACUCUUUGCCGGAGCCAUUUCAUCCAUCUUUCAUUCGUCGUCAGAAAAGGCUGCUAAGAAGCGUGUCUUGUCGUCAGAAGAGAACCUCAUGACGGGUGACAAUGUGGGUGGCGCCGUUCCCCUCCCGACUGUGGAACACCAAGACACGACUACCACCAGUUCCCUCCAAGAUCCGUUCGUCUCGGCCGCCGAAUUGCCGAUUCACAUGAAGUCGGCUCCUGUGGCUGUCAACAAACAUCGAUGGGCUCAUGACAUUACUCACAUUGAACCCGGGUGUGUCUUGAUUGCCAAUGAAAAGUUGGGGGGCGUCUUUCAUCAAACCGUCGUCCUCAUUGUGGACCAUCACGAAAAGACUGGAACGACUGGUGUCGUAAUCAAUCGACCAAUGCAAGGAAACUUGAACAAGGUCGUUACCAAUCAAGAAAAUGCCACUCUGGAUCUUUCCCUAAGACUUGCCUUUAAACCAGCCCCCGUCUCGUACGGUGGACCCGUCCUCCAAGAUGAAUUUGCCGUCUUGCAUGGCUUUGGACACGUCGAAGGUUCCAAGAAAUUGGCACCGGGUGUCUUUAUUGGUGGUUCGGAAGAACUCAUGAAUGAGGUUCGAAUAAAUAGAUUUGAUCCACGCAAUGCUCUCUUCAUCAAAGGCCACGCUGCUUGGAUUCCAGGACAAUUGGAUCGGGAAAUCAAAAAGGAUGUCUGGUACAUUGCUUCCGUCUCGUCCGACUUUUUGCUCCGAUAUGCCGGAGCACCCACUACCAAGGAAGAUGAUACCAAGGAUUUGUGGAAGGAUAUUCUUUCCUGCAUGGGUGGCAAGUAUGACGCUGUGGCCAAGAAGCAUGCUGGUUUGGGAGAUUUGAGAAUGCCAUAA
This is a messenger RNA of Cylindrotheca closterium, 1263 nucleotides long. Lineage: Eukaryota; Bacillariophyta; Bacillariophyceae; Bacillariales; Bacillariaceae. The record is from the annotation of a GenBank genome assembly.